AUGCAACGUAUCCCUGAGCCUGGCAGCAGUGACGUCACCAAGCUGGCUCACAUGAGCUUAUUCACAAAAGGCUUCGAAAACGAGGCGGAAUCGAACGCUGAUUCACAACCAUUACAAAUAUCAUUAACCUUAUCUUUACGAGCAAUGAACGACGAUUGUUUCCAAUAUUUGAGUCUUUACGUUUGGGUGAUAAAAGCCAAUAUAGCUGAGGACAAGGAAGCGACCGUAUUCCGUUCGACACAACGUUCGUUUCCGAGAGUCAGUAAAGCAACUUUUUUGGCUUAG
Molecule: messenger RNA, 285 nt
Organism: Parnassius apollo (apollo)
Lineage: Eukaryota; Metazoa; Arthropoda; Insecta; Lepidoptera; Papilionidae
Source: the annotation of a GenBank genome assembly